AUGAUCUCUGACGGCGACCUCUACCGACUGGCCAUCUUCCUAGGCUCCUGUGCCAUGAUGAUGAUUGUCCUGUAUCACUUCCUGGACGUCAAUGCCCGUGACGAGAACGAGCAAUUGGAGAAUCCUUCUGGAAAGUCGGCACGCGCAACCCUCAAGACUACUGCAACCACACCAUCAGAGGCUGCUCCGCUGUCGACAGCAACCACGGGGACAACAACGUCGUCGUCAUGA
Penicillium diatomitis is the source of this 231-nucleotide messenger RNA. Its product is annotated as dolichyl-diphosphooligosaccharide--protein glycosyltransferase subunit 4. NCBI's taxonomy places the organism in Eukaryota, Fungi, Ascomycota, Eurotiomycetes, Eurotiales, Aspergillaceae. The record is from RefSeq and is a predicted model, not a curated record. Bases 1 to 231 code for a protein of 76 amino acids. The transcript has a single exon. Gene Ontology annotation, cellular component: oligosaccharyltransferase complex.